Molecule: messenger RNA, 2014 nt
Organism: Betta splendens (Siamese fighting fish)
Lineage: Eukaryota; Metazoa; Chordata; Actinopteri; Anabantiformes; Osphronemidae
Gene: rnf115a
Product: ring finger protein 115a
Exons: 9
Coding region: 1-1023 (340 amino acids)
Biological process (GO): positive regulation of DNA-templated transcription; protein ubiquitination; ubiquitin-dependent protein catabolic process
Cellular component (GO): cytoplasm; nucleoplasm
Molecular function (GO): ubiquitin protein ligase activity
Source: RefSeq, a predicted model, not a curated record
AUGCCGGGCUGGAGGCGGACAGCUGGCCUCGCUCUGUGGAGGACCGACGUCAGUGUUUGUGCUACUCUGGGGAAGAUGGCGGAGGCUGCGGCUGUUCCCCCGCAUCGGUUUUUCUGUCACUGUUGUAAGGGAGAAGUAAACCCCAAACUCCCGGAGUACAUCUGUCCCAGAUGUGAUUCAGGUUUCAUUGAGGAAGUGACAGAAGAUUCCAGUCUCCUAGAGGGUGGCGCUAACGGGAUAGAUGACACAGCCACACAGUUUGCAGAGCUAUGGCACUUGUUGUUGCUGGAGCGACCAUUCACAGCAGACAGUGACACGUCUGACUCAGAACCCCGGCUCCCUGGAGGACGCCUGGGAAGUCUGAGUGACCUCGGUGGCUUAGGAGGGGGGCCAAUUGGGGGCUCAGUUCCAGCGGGCCUUGGAGGACCGAUGGGGGGUCUACUAGGAGCGGGGGAACACUGGGGACCAGGACGUCCCACUCGCCUACACAGCCAAAGGAGAUACCGGUCCAGAGGCAGCAGCAGGCCAGACCGCUCGCCUGCUGUGGAAGGGAUUGUACAACAGUUCCUUGCUGGCCUCUUUGCCAACUCCGGAGUCCCCGGAUCACCACCCUUCUCAUGGACAGGGAUGUUGCACUCUAACCCUGGGGACUACGCCUGGGGACAGGGAGGGUUAGACGCCGUCAUAACACAGUUACUAGGUCAGUUGGAGAACACAGGACCUCCACCAGCAGAAAAAGAGAAGAUCUCCUCUCUUCCAACUGUCAAUAUCUCUCAGGAACAAGCAGACUGCUGUAUGGAAUGUCCGGUGUGCAAAGAGGACUUUGCAGUGGGGGAGCCGGUCAGACAGCUACCCUGUAAUCACUUAUUUCAUUCAGACUGUAUAGUACCAUGGCUGGAAAUGCAUGACACAUGUCCAGUGUGUAGGAAGAGUUUGAAUGGAGAAGACAGCAGCAGCCAGCCCCCUUCAGAGUCCCCCUCCCUCUCCAUGGACCCUCGCACACAAGAAAGAUGGUCCUUCUGAGACCCAUCUCAUCCCACUGUUCUUCUCGCCUACAUUCAACAACACACCGAGAGGACUGAAAAGGCUUCUCACGUUCCUCUGUUCACCCCUGUUGCAGUUUUAAUCAUCUCAGUUUGAUUUCUUCUUUUUUUUUUAAAUGCCUUUCUCUUCAACCAUGUACACGUCUUAAAAGUCACUUGAGGUCUGUUUGAUCUUUUUUGCCUAAUAACAAACCAGCCUAGAUUGAUGAUGAUCAAACCCAUGUGUUUGUCCACCUCCCUAGCAAACUCUUAGGUCUUUCUAGAAAUUCACUGCUGCGUUACCUUAAUGUGGCUGAAUGCCUCACUUCACUUCAUACACUGUGCCCUAAUUACUCACCUGCCCAUUUGUUGAAACCUGCAACUGAGCCCUGUAAGAAUUAUCAGAAAACGCAACGGUUACUGUCACUCUUGGCAUUUACAGUGGUAGGACGUAAAAAGAGAAUACCUACAGAUCUGCAACGGAAAUUGAUGUUCAUUAAGGGUAUAAUGUUAAACCUAUGCUGAUUGUCUUAAAGAGUUUGGUUGAACUUCGUUAUUUGUUCGGACGGCGUUCAAGGUAUUUGUGUCAAGCCCCUGUAGUGCACAGCAAAUGACACAGACGAGCAUUUCAUCACGUUACUGCUGUUUAAACCAACUAUUCCUUCCACCACCUUUGAAAACAGUGAACUAUUUGCCAUAGAAUUUGGCCCGUCAUUAAAAGGUUUAGCCUGAACCUUUCUCCCGGUGUAUAUAUUAGAAACGGACAACGUCCCCAUCGUCAUUUUAUUCCUGUUUGACUUGUCUUUUGUUCCACAUUUUUAUCACCCGUUUUUUGAUGUAAAUAAUUUUAGUCCAACAACGUAUGGUUUGCAAAGGCAAAGAAAAACAUUGAGAAUGGAAACACAAAUGUGAAAUACCUGGUUAUCAAACUGUAUAUUAUAUAUAUGAAAUAAUGUCUAUGAUGUAUUAAUAAAUUGACAAAAAAUACUGAA